Molecule: messenger RNA, 2346 nt
Organism: Phytophthora nicotianae INRA-310
Lineage: Eukaryota; Oomycota; Peronosporomycetes; Peronosporales; Peronosporaceae
Exons: 1
Coding region: 121-2253 (710 amino acids)
Biological process (GO): amino acid transport; transmembrane transport
Cellular component (GO): membrane
Molecular function (GO): amino acid transmembrane transporter activity
Source: RefSeq, a predicted model, not a curated record
CCACGUCUAUCCCAACUUUACUCACCAGAAACAGCAGCAGUUGGAAUUUUGAGUCGGUUCGCGCGCAUUCGUCUCAUUUUGCGAUUCUCCUCGUCUCGACGUGACAAUUCUGCAGAAAUCAUGGCCAAAUGGGACCGCUCCAACCGAGAUCUUCGACUAGACCUACUGUCUCCCGAGACCCCGUCUGGAGACUAUGCACUCGCUUCGGGCAUGACGUCGCUGUCAGUGCACCAGCCCUCGGACUUGGGCUGGGUGAGCGAGAUGAACUUCAUUCGCGCCGACACGCCCAGUCAAUUACGCCAGCGCUUUAUCCAGAUCCAAGUUACAGAUCGCCGCUUCAAAGAACCUUCCUGGAUGCACCCUAAUAUUGGUGGGGAGGCGCAGUUCGUACAGGGCCACAAGGACGAGAUCGACGCUAUUCGCUUGGAACUGGAAGCCGACGAGAAGAAAAACAAACUCGGAGAGUGGACAGCCACGUCUAUUAGUGGCAAUGCCAUUCUCUCCAGUGUUUUAUUCUCCGCAGGUCAAACGAUCGCGAAAGCUGGAAAAUUGGCCCCAGUGACCCAAUUAUUCGUGGUUACAGUGGUUUACUGUUUACGUUGGGUCUUCGAGGAGGUCAUGAGUGCAGUACCGUUGAACGGAGGCUUCUAUACCGCUAUGCUCAAUUCUGCCCCCAAGAAGGUUGCUGCGAUCUGUGCAGUGUUCAGUAUGCUCUCGUACUUGUCCACUGCUGUGGUGAAUGGAGUGUCGGCGAUGAAUUACGUCAAUGAGUCGUUAGUGGAGAUCCCCGUAAUGGCCUGCACUAUUGGCUUGCUCGUAGUGUUCGCAUUACUGUGUCUUAUGGGUAUCGCCGAGAGUGCGUUUGUGGCAUUGAUCUUUUUCGUUUUCCACACUUUCACACUCAGUCUACUGGGAAUUUUCAGCUUGAUCUACGUGGUGCAACACCCUUCCAUCUUUGUGGACAACAUGGGUACUUCUCUUCCUCAUGUCACGAUGUUUGGUGGAGCUGCAGAGGCCAGUAAUGUCGCCUCUGCUUUGUUUCUUGGCUACGGUACAGCGAUGCUUGGAGUCACAGGCUUCGAGAGUUCGUCGCAGUACGUGGAAGAACAAGCUGCUGGUAUGUUCCCCAAGACUCUGCGCAAUAUGUGGGCUCUUUCCAGUACGUUUAACGUGGCGUACUCGUUAUUAGCUCUGGCUGUUGUUCCGUUGGAUACAAUUAUCUCGAACCAGUCGACGUUGCUCUCAUUGAUGGGACGACUUAGUGGUGGUCGCUGGCUGGAAGUUCUCGUGGCAAUUGACGCAUUUGGUGUGCUUGCGGGUGCUGUUUUGACAGCAUAUGUAGGAAUUAACGGGUUAUUCCAGCGUCUGGCGAUUGACCGUGUCCUACCGAGCUUCUUAUUGAAGGUUAACUCAUGUCGUGGCACAAACCACUACAUUAUCCUGGUCUUUUGCGUCGUGUGCUCCAGUCUCGUGUUCAUUUUGAACGCCGAAGUGACGGUACUCUCGGGUGUCUUUGCACUUGCAUUCCUCUGUGUACUGCUAUCGUUCACUAUCGCGUGUUUACUAUUGAAAAUCUGUCGAGAAGAGAUCCCACGCAAGAGAACGACGUCGUGGACCAACACGUGCUUCUGUAUGGGAAUGGUUUCGCUUGGUAUCCUCGCAAACGCCUUCUCGGAUGUCAAGGCGUUGUCGUAUUUCUUCAUCUACUUUGCGGUCUUCUUCGUGGUGGUUUUCUUGAUGCUGACUCGCGUCAGUCUACUUAAAGGAUUUCUCUAUAUUUCACGCAAAAUAUUGCUUCACUUCGGAAGCAAACAAGGAGAAUUUACGCCUGUACAGCAGUUAUCAGCGGGUGGUCAAGCAUUCGUGGGCAGUGUGAAGGUUGCUAAGACAAUCGAGAUGGUCAAGAAUACGCCAGUGGUGUUCUUCUGCAAGGUUGCCAACUUGCCAAAGAUCAACGAGGCUGUACGGUACGUGAUGCAGAACGAGCACACGUAUUGCCUCCGGUUAGUCCACGUGUGCGAGCCAGACGCCCCCGUACCACGCGAAUUCGAGGACGUCGUGAACCUGUUCGACCACAUUUACCCGUCAAUUAAGAUCGACUUUAUCGCCGUGAAAGGAGCUUUCGACCCAGCGAUGGUGCAGUGGUUGUCCAAGUCCAUGGACGUCCCGACCAACAUGAUGUUCAUGCGCCAACCAGCGAACGAGAACAUCCACCGUGUGUCGGCGUUGGGCGUGCGCGUUAUCACGGACUAGUUGCCUUCGGAGGUUAAGAAUAUUUCGAUAGUUCCUAAGUUUAAAAAUAAACAUUUUAGUUUUUGCCGAUUCAUCAUCAGGAAAUUAUCGGAG